Molecule: messenger RNA, 1704 nt
Organism: Mucor velutinosus
Lineage: Eukaryota; Fungi; Mucoromycota; Mucoromycetes; Mucorales; Mucoraceae
Exons: 7
Coding region: 1-1704 (567 amino acids)
Cellular component (GO): lipid droplet
Source: RefSeq, a predicted model, not a curated record
AUGGAGCAAAGCACAUCGACGAUUGUUCAGGAAGAAGCUCGCAAAAUCAGCAACAAUAUAGUAGCUGUAUUCGUGGUCGAGUUUGAUGUUCACAAAGGAAACGUAAUUGAAUGGCAGUACCCUCCAGAGUUUGAUUUAAAGGGAGUCGAAUACCAAGCCAUAUGCAGUGGCCUUCACAGAGUCGAGAAUGAUAUCAUAUACUUUUCUCGAGAGAACGGAUACGGAAUCAGCGUGUUUCAAAAUAUGCCGACUGAUGUGGAGAGAGGAGCCUACAUGAAAGCUAUCGGUGUGAUUGUGGAGCCCACACAAGAGACAGGUAUCUGUGGCGAAGUGUGGAACCAUCAAGGAUUUCUUCAACAAGAACUAUCAAAUCACAUGAGUCUGUCUGAUACAAUUGCAUCAGAUCGCUACGAACCGCUAUUACAGUACUAUACCCAUCAUCAAUACCGCAGUUCAGCAGACAACACGGCCUCGAAACACCACACUAUGCCUGACUUGUCGCUGCAUGAGUCGUCAUUGGACCACACUGUCAACUACAAUCUGAAGCACACAUUGCACACGAUGAAACAGCCAUCUGAAUUCAGCAUCGACUCAUGUACACAUUUCGUCGACACGCUUGGCCUUGACAUAUUUGUAUUAUGGAAAGCUGCUUUAAUGAGAAAGAGGAUUAUGAUGAUUCAUAUGCCACAAAUGGAGAUUGGGUGCCAUUAUGUGUACCUCGUCCAUUUACUAGGCCAAGUACCCGCCAAGUUUCAAAACUCGAUACCAGCCAUCAAGCCUAAAUUUACAAUGGGUGUCAAUGAUAUCCCUCAGCUAGAAAAGACACACUCGAGCUAUGUGGCAUGUACGCCUGACUCUAUUUUUCAGGUGAAAUCAGACCUGUAUGACAUUUUAGUCACAUUGCCAGCACCAUCGUUUCAUCACACUAUCAAGGGCGGCAGCAACACAUCAACGGCGACAAAUAAGAAAUCAACACAACACAUUGCCUUGUCAGAUUUAACUUGUCAUCAGCAGCCCCAUUUCAAAUCCACUGUCAUUUCAACAAGACAUAACGCUGCCGAUUUCACUCGAUUCCGCAUCAUGUGGAGAUUGUUCCACACACGAUCGUUUGAGGCAAAGAAUGAGCCAGAUGACAUUCUGAGCACUGCCUCUGCGUUAUUCACUGGUGUUUGUUAUUGGCUUUACGAAGACCAGGACGCAACAUCCACAUCGACCGUCUCAUCCAAUUGGCAAGGUCUAUUUGCUGGAUCACAGCGAAAAGGACAAAUCCGCUUGAAUGCGUCCUCAGAGACAGAUAUGCUAUUGAUGCAAGAAGAACAAGACGCUGAGGAACUGAAUAAUAAUGCUGUGUUUGAGGCUGUUACAGCACGAGCAUCCACUGAACUGCAACAACAGGAACAGAUCAAGGAACAAAAUGUAGCACUUUUAAGUUUCUUUCAUAAUCUCACGUCGUUUUUGCUCGAGAAAUUGCACUCUAUUCUUACUGUGAAUGAAGAAGACGGGCUUGCACUGAUACCUAUUUAUCCCAGAGACAUGGUGCACAUGGGAUUAGAUCCACAAGCAGACGCUGCAUUCGUAACAGAGCUAGCUCAACUUUAUUUCAAGAAACGGGUUCAGGUGUUUGGCUGGAACCAUGUAGGCUAUAUCAGUCAGUGCUCUGCUUGUUGCUGUGCUUGUCAACAGCGACCAUCUCUUCAUAUAUAA